CGCCUCCGGUCCCCGGCCGUGGGCACCGGGCCGAGCACGGCGUCCCCACGCCAUCAAUGUGUCUUAGAGCCGGAGAGGCUGGUUUCCGAGGACCCACAGUCGCUCCUGCACGCCCACCCCCCGCAAAUGGGCGGCCAGGAGGGUCGCGUCGAGGGGGCGCCGCCGGGAUGUUUAGAGGAACCCACCCCCGUGGCAGGCCAAGGGCCAAGGAUCGCUAUCCUUCCCUGAACCCGGGCGCUCAGCUGGCCCGGGUACGGGGCGGGCUCCGGCCGCCGAAAAGGGCUUGGCUGUGGCCGGUGGCCGGGGACAUCUCUAGCUUGCGCCCGAGCACCCCGGGGUGUGGGGUCAGAGGCAGACCGACCUCGGGCGUGCAUACCGCCCGCCCUGCACCCGAGCGCUCUCGCCCGGUCUUCCCUGAAGCCUGUGUAUUGCGACCGAGCCUCUUUAAAGCGGUAGCGGGGCCCGCGGUCACGUGAGGCCGAUUCCUGGAAAGUUCCUGGAAAGCGGCCUCCGCAGCAGCCGGGCGGGGCGCGAGCGGAGCGCUGACUGGGGAGGGAGGCGGGGAGCAAGGGAGGCGCGUCGGGCUGGGAAGUCGCGCGCACUCGCUGCUCCUGGGACCGACGUUUAACUCUUGCCAAGUCUCGUCGCAGCCGCCGCGGCUGGCGGGCCUUGGGCUUUCCCUGAAGCAUGAGCCCUCUCGCCCGCAGCCACCCUCACCGCGUGGCCCGCGGACAGUGCGCGCCGGGAUCUCGGGCGCACAGCCUCAGGAUCCCCCGUGCCCGCAGCUCGGGCGCCCGCGGCAGGCGAUCAGUGGGUGACCGCGGCUGCGAGGGACUUUGUCAUCCGUCCUCCAGGAUCUGGGGAGAAAGAGCCCCAUCCCUUCCCUCUCUGCCACCAUUUCGGACACCCCGCAGGGACUCGUUUUGGGAUUCGCACUGACUUCAAGGAAGGACGCGAAUCCUUCUCUGACCCCAGCUCGGGCGGCCACCUGUCUUUGCCGCGGUGACCCUUCUCUCAUGACCCUGCGGUGCCUCAAGCCCUCCGGGAAUGGCGGGGAAGGGACGCGGAGCCAGUGGGGGACGGCGGGGUCGGCGGAGGAGCCAUCCCCGGAGGCGGCGCGUCUGGCGAAGGCCCUGCGGGAGCUCGGUCAGACAGGAUGGUACUGGGGAAGUAUGACUGUUAAUGAAGCCAAAGAGAAAUUAAAAGAGGCACCAGAAGGAACUUUCUUGAUUAGAGAUAGCUCGCAUUCAGACUACCUACUAACAAUAUCUGUUAAAACAUCAGCUGGACCAACUAAUCUUCGAAUCGAAUACCAAGACGGAAAAUUCAGAUUGGACUCUAUCAUAUGUGUCAAAUCCAAGCUUAAACAAUUUGACAGUGUGGUUCAUCUGAUCGACUACUAUGUUCAGAUGUGCAAGGAUAAGCGGACAGGUCCAGAAGCCCCCCGGAACGGCACCGUUCACCUUUAUCUGACCAAACCGCUCUACACGUCAGCACCAUCUCUGCAGCAUCUCUGUAGGCUCACCAUUAACAAAUGUACCGGUGCCAUCUGGGGACUGCCUUUACCAACAAGACUAAAAGAUUACUUGGAAGAAUAUAAAUUCCAGGUAUAAAUGUUUCUCUUUUUUUAAACAUGUCUCACAUAGAGUAUCUCCGAAUGCAGCUAUGUAAAAGAGAACCAAAACUUGAGUGCUCUGAAUAACUAUAUGGAAUGCUUUCUAAGAACAGCUGAAGCUAAUCUAAUUUAAAUGCUUGAAGAGGUAGUUAGGUGUUUAAAGUUCCUCCAGAUACUUUUACCUGAGUGAUGCUUCCCUUCCUAAGGCUGACCAAGACCAGUUGAUCCUUUUAGAUUAAAAAUAAAAUGUCUCAUGUAAAGCCUGAAGGCGCGUUUUAUCAGAAUGCCUUGCCUUCUUAGGUUCCUUUCCAUUAUAAUUGUCAAAGGUCCAGGCUCCAGCAGGUGAGAAAGAACUCCUCAUAGGAAUACUGAAGAAGUGGGAGGAGCCAAGCUGACACAGGCCUCACUGCAAUUUGAUAUGCCUGCUGAUCAGAGUCUUUUGGGCAUUUUAUAUUUUGCAUUCUGAUGUACCUAGGAGUUUUGUUAAACAGAUUAUGUAAGUGAGUAUUUAUCGCAUUUUAUGCAAUUAACCAAAUCAACCAAAAAAAGUGACCAUAAAGUCCUGUAUUUGUCUUUUUACUACAUGUAUGAACUCUCAUGUGAAUGAGUACUGUAGUAAUCCAUUUUAAGGGAGCCUUAUUUCAGAAAUAUUUCAAACUGGUGCAAAUGGAAAAGACUUUCUCUUUUCCUUUAAGGCUAAAGACAAGAAUGUCAUGCUAUACAGGUGCAACUCAAUCCCUGUUAAUAAAAACCAAUGUAGGUAUAGGCAUUUUACCCUUUGAAAUAGCUGUGUCCCAACCUGUUGCCAUUGAUUUUUUGGAAAUGGCUUUAGAAAUAUCCAAGUUGUCCCUGAAUUGUCUAACCAUGGACAUAAACAGUUGUCUCCCUUCUACUGUGUAGAAUACUUUGACUUAAUUUUCUUCCAGAUGCAGGGGGAUACCUGCCUGUUUUUCAAAGUGUUUAUUUACUGCUGUUACUAUUUGAUUAGAAUGUAUUAAAUAAAAAAAACCUGAUUUCUA
This is a messenger RNA of Symphalangus syndactylus (siamang), 2634 nucleotides long. It is a transcript of the gene SOCS2, whose product is annotated as suppressor of cytokine signaling 2. The record is from RefSeq and is a predicted model, not a curated record. Lineage: Eukaryota; Metazoa; Chordata; Mammalia; Primates; Hylobatidae. Gene Ontology annotation, cellular component: phosphatidylinositol 3-kinase complex. Gene Ontology annotation, molecular function: 1-phosphatidylinositol-3-kinase regulator activity. Gene Ontology annotation, biological process: intracellular signal transduction; phosphatidylinositol phosphate biosynthetic process.